AUGUCAGUAUCUCCAACCAACGAAUUCGCCAUCGCGGAAGUUGCAAUCCUUCUUAGGCUUGGUGGGAUAGGAAAAACACAGCUAGCGAUUCGCUUCGCGCGAGAUCGUAAAAAUGAUUUUACGGCUAUCUUCUGGCUUAGUGGCAAGGAUCGAGAUACGCUCUUACAAUCGUUAAGCUUUGCCUUGAACCGACUACCAGGACAGGAUUGGGAUAGCGAGACGACCAAUAAAGGAGAGGUAGAGCAACGAGCCAGACAUAUGCUACGGUGGCUAGUAUUGGAGGGCAACUCGCGCUGGCUGAUCAUUUUUGAGAAUUUCAACUUGAUGAGUGAUGGAGCUUCAAAUCGGUAUGCGAACGUUCAGUGGCGUGGGUAA
Messenger RNA from Penicillium hordei, 375 nucleotides. RefSeq lists its product as uncharacterized. NCBI's taxonomy places the organism in Eukaryota, Fungi, Ascomycota, Eurotiomycetes, Eurotiales, Aspergillaceae. The transcript has a single exon. The coding region runs from base 1 to 375 and encodes 124 amino acids. The record is from RefSeq and is a predicted model, not a curated record.